This is a messenger RNA of Elgaria multicarinata webbii, 2879 nucleotides long. It is a transcript of the gene RAB6A, whose product is annotated as RAB6A, member RAS oncogene family. Bases 287 to 913 code for a protein of 208 amino acids. Lineage: Eukaryota; Metazoa; Chordata; Lepidosauria; Squamata; Anguidae. Gene Ontology annotation, biological process: vesicle-mediated transport. The record is from RefSeq and is a predicted model, not a curated record. Gene Ontology annotation, molecular function: GTP binding; GTPase activity. The transcript is spliced from 8 exons.
GCCCCUUUCGGUUCCUCUCUGCCCCCCUCCCCACCUCCCUGUCUCCGUGAGGGGGACGAAAUCCGGGGCCAGAGCUGAGGACGAGGAGUAAGAAGAAGGAAAAACACCGGCUGCUCUCCUUUCCUCCUUCCCCCUCCCUCACAGCCCUCGUUCCUUCUCGGCGGGAGCGGGGCGAGGUGAGCGGCAGGGCGGGUGGUCCCUCUGAGGCGGCGGCGGCGGCGGCGGCGGCUCCUUCUUCUCCUCCAGCUUUUCCACCCUCCUCCUCCUCCUUUUCCUCCUCCUCAUCAUGUCGGCGGGCGGAGACUUCGGCAACCCGCUGCGGAAAUUCAAGCUGGUCUUCCUCGGGGAGCAAAGUGUGGGGAAGACGUCUUUGAUCACCAGAUUCAUGUAUGACAGCUUUGACAACACCUACCAGGCAACAAUUGGCAUUGACUUCUUAUCAAAAACCAUGUACUUGGAGGAUCGCACAAUCAGGUUGCAGCUGUGGGAUACUGCGGGUCAGGAACGUUUCCGUAGCCUCAUUCCCAGUUACAUCCGUGACUCCGCUGCUGCUGUAGUAGUUUACGAUAUCACAAAUGUAAACUCAUUCCAGCAAACCACAAAAUGGAUUGAUGAUGUCAGAACGGAAAGAGGUAGUGAUGUCAUCAUAAUGCUAGUUGGAAACAAAACAGAUCUAGCAGAUAAGAGGCAAGUGUCUAUCGAGGAAGGGGAGAGGAAAGCCAAAGAGCUGAAUGUAAUGUUUAUUGAAACUAGCGCAAAGGCAGGAUACAAUGUAAAACAGCUUUUCCGACGUGUGGCUGCUGCCUUACCUGGAAUGGAAAGCACGCAGGACAAAAGCAGAGAAGACAUGAUCGACAUCAAACUUGAAAAGCCUCAAGAGCCACCAGUCAGUGAAGGGGGCUGUUCGUGCUAAUAGUCUGUUGCUUUUCUCUCCCCCCUUCACCAGACCAUCACUGCUCCUCCCUCCCUUCCUCCCUCCCUCCCUCCCUCCCUCGACUCAUUGACAGCAGUGUAAACUAUUGGCUUGUCCUCUCCCCACCCCUGUCCGUCACGUAGCACGGUUCAUCAUUGCUGCCUGUCUCGUGAAGAUGAUCUGUUAGCUUCACAAGCACAAAGGAAAGUCAGUGUCUUCGUUAUUUAGAAGGAGAUUUUCGAAAGAGCCAAAACUGUCCUAAGCAUGUUCCGACCAUUCUUAAAGAAACAACCAGAAAUAUAGGUACAUAUUUGGUAAACCUUUGUUCCUAUAUAUAUAUAUAUAUCAAUAUUGCACUUUUUUGAAAUAAUGGAGAUGGGGGUAAACAUGUUUGGAUUUGAUGAAAAGGGAUGUGCAGGGUAGAAAAAGCAGCGCCCAGGGCAAAUGGUGGGGCGCGGUCGUGAGAUGUAAGCCUGUGCGUUUGCAAAACCAAAAAGAAAAAGCCUGCUUUGCCUUUUGAACCAAGAUCCUCUGGCCCUUUUUUUUAAAAAAAACCACAAAACAAUAGCUUUUGGGAAAUGGAAAGUUAGCUAUUGCAUUUUAUUUUAUUUUAUUAUUUGCAGCCUUCUAUGGUGUGGACAAACAGCUUCCUGGCAGCUGCUAAUAAGAUGCUGUUGGUAGGGGGCAAGGUUUCAGAUACCCAUUGCGGAAUUUAGAAACCUUCCUUUCUACCAUAUAGUACCCCCACAGAACAAAUCCACGAAUUCACAAUGCACCUUUUGGCUAUUGCAUUGGGGGUGGAAUGUCUUCAAAAUGAGGUGAGGGAGAAGGUACAGAAGUUUUAAGCAGGGCUCUGGCAUUAAAGACUUAUUUGGUUAAGCUGAAUCAAUCUCCAGAAAGAGGCGCACAAGUUACUGCAUUUUGAAAACCCGAUAUAUAGUUAAUGAGGAGGAAGAAGGGGCAGAGCAAGAAAAGGAUAUUCCUGCUAAAUGAGGGAAGGGGGGGGGAAUUUACUUGUCAAAGCAGAUUUUAAAAGUCCCUUAGAUGAUGAAGGGAACGUAAGAUGGAAACAAAACUUACAAUUAUGCAGAUUUUUGCCUUUGUUUUCAGCAAUUUUUUUUUUUACGUUGGGUCUUCAGAGUCUAGUAUAUUCGUUAGUUCUGCGUACUUUGGUUAAAUAACUGGUUGUUUAGUAUUACGUUUAACUGAACUACAAUUAACAAUGGUUUCUUUCAAUAUUUAUUUCUUUGCUUGAUUAUUAUUAUUAUUAUUAUUAUUUUUUAACUGUGUUCCAGGGUUUUUAUUUUUUGAGGGAUUUGUUAAACCGUUUAGCGCUUUGGCGACGUCACAAGGUGUAGCUAGCUGAGAAACACGUGGACACCCAUUCACACACUCACUCUAGAAGUGCACUCUCUUAAUCUGUACUAGUCAUUGUGAAGUUGCUGUGUAAGUUAACACAAAUGUAAAUACGUUGUUUGCAGGAAGAGUCAUUUUGUAACUGGGGAGGGGGGUACAAUACAAGAAAGGCUUCAUGAGUCUCCCUUUUCUAAGUGAUAGCCUCGCCCUGCCCCCCCGCCUGAAUCCCCUCCAUUUUAGGGGAAUUGCCCCUCCCCAGGAGUCCCGGCUUUGGACGCGGAGGCCUCUCUUUUCCUGCAUUGUGCAACUGGAAUAGCAAAUUCAUUACUUUGACCUGAGUUUUCAACAACUUUGCAUAUACCAGUAACGUCAUGUUAAAGGACAGAAUAAGACAUACAAAUGCUUUUAAUGCAAUAUUGAAAAGGUGGUUUUUUUUGGUUUUUUCUUUUCUUUCUUUUCUCUUUUAUCGAAUUAGCAUGUCUAUAAAUAAGUGUUUAAAUAUGGCAACGGAUGAUCUUAUCCUAAAAAGAAACUAAAGGAGACCAGGCUACUUUUCCUGUAUUGUUGUAUUCUAUGUGUGCAAAGAUUAAAAACGACGACGACGAUCCAU